AGAGUAUGUUAUUCCAUCCUUGGCCCACAGAUUCAUGGCAGAGAUGGUGGAUUUCUUUAUUCUCUUCUUUAUAAAAGCAACCAUUGUCUUAAGCAUUAUGCACCUCAGUGGAAUAAAGGAUAUCUCUAAGUUUGCUAUGCAUUAUAUAAUAGAAGAAAUAGAUGAAGACACAUCCAUGGAAGACUUGCAGAAAAUGAUGGUUGUGGCGCUUAUAUACAGAUUAUUAGUUUGUUUCUAUGAGAUAAUUUGCAUUUGGGGAGCAGGUGGAGCGACCCCAGGGAAGUUCCUGCUAGGGCUUCGAGUUGUGACAUGUGAUACAUCAGUGCUUAUUGCACCAAGUCGGGUUUUAGUGAUUCCUUCCUCAAAUGUUAGCAUUACAACGUCCACUAUACGAGCUUUGAUCAAGAAUUUUUCUAUUGCUUCUUUUUUCCCUGCUUUCAUCACACUGCUGUUUUUUCAGCAUAAUCGAACAGCCUAUGACAUUGUAGCAGGGACCAUUGUGGUAAAAAGAAAUGGGGUCAGAUGAUGCCCCAAAAAGCCCUGAAUUCCAUACUCUCUGGAAUAAUGACAAGACUAAAUUAUAUAUCAAGGCCAUCAGUAUCCCUGGGUUACAUUAACUGAUGAUUUAGAAAUUAAAGCAGUUGCUCCAGUGUGAUGCAGGUGACUAUGCUGAAAGUAUUGAUUUUACUUGAAUGUCAAAGAACUUCUCCAGAAGAAAAACCUGUUAAGUUCAAGUGUUAAAAUUUUUAGAUUGAACCGAAGGCAAGUGGUGUCAUAAUCAACAACGGACAGUAUAUACAUAAGAUCUAAGGUAUUUAUUAGAACUUGCUGAGAGCAUUUUCAGCUGUGAAAUCUCCAAACGAAACUUUAACAACUUAUUCUGGUUUAUCCCAAAUGAUGGAAAACGUCCAGCUGUGUUUAGUGUACACACUCACCCUUUAGUAACACUUCCUGAGGCAAUUUUUGUCUUUGCUUUUUGGGGGGAGGGAGUGGGGACACACAUUUGAUAAGCCACUUAGCGCCCAUCCCAGGAGCGGGUGAGUGAGUUAGCUGCAAGAGAGAGGGGAAAGUGAGGCCAGCGAGCAGUUCCCUGACUUGAAAUUUUAAAAUCUGUACUGCAGUUUACUGCAGGAAUGAUGUAACUUUAUAACUAUUCUUAAUGCCUAAACAUGUAUUUGGGGGCAGAUUUUGCAUGAUGAUGAAAAAGUAUAAGUCAUAUUGCUAUCUUAUCCUUGAUUUUUUUUUUUUUUUAAAGAAAAAGGUAAGUUAGUGAUUGCUUUUAAUGGGGUUGGGGGGGAGGGGUAAGUUUUCACUGUAAAUUUAAAUUGAAACUCAUGUGCAAGUGUUUUCAGUGCCCUAAAUCAAACCAUAAAUA
Molecule: messenger RNA, 1375 nt
Organism: Balaenoptera ricei (Rice's whale)
Lineage: Eukaryota; Metazoa; Chordata; Mammalia; Artiodactyla; Balaenopteridae
Product: protein FAM8A1
Exons: 1
Coding region: 35-526 (163 amino acids)
Source: RefSeq, a predicted model, not a curated record